Molecule: messenger RNA, 2896 nt
Organism: Gekko japonicus
Lineage: Eukaryota; Metazoa; Chordata; Lepidosauria; Squamata; Gekkonidae
Gene: SQLE
Product: squalene epoxidase
Exons: 11
Coding region: 225-1940 (571 amino acids)
Biological process (GO): sterol biosynthetic process; cholesterol metabolic process
Cellular component (GO): endoplasmic reticulum; membrane
Molecular function (GO): flavin adenine dinucleotide binding; squalene monooxygenase activity
Source: RefSeq, a predicted model, not a curated record
GUUGAAUUUUUGUAGCCAUUUGGGCAGCAUCUUGGCUUCCGAGUAAGAUUUUUCAAGUGUUUCCUUCCUCCUGCUUUUCUAAACAUGGGGAUCUUUGUAAUUUCCUAGCAACGUUCACAGGUUUGUACAGAAAACCUUUUAUUCCAGGACACCUCUUUCAGGAAGAAGCUCAAAAGGAACCCACCGCAGGAGACUGACGCAGCCCGCCCUCCAUCUCCCCAGCCAUGUGGACUUUUUUAGGCAUCGCCUCCUUCAUCUAUGUCUAUAAGAAAUGCGGAGACCUGAUGAGCUAUGCCAACAAGGAGGUGCUGAUCUCUACGCUGGUGUUCUUUUCCCUCGGUUUGUUGCUUUCCUAUCGAUACCGCUCGAGGGGACUCAGACAGCAGAAGGACAAGAACCCCCAGCGCGGGCUGCUCUGUAACUUUCUUGCCACUGUGCCCUUCGUUGGAUUUUUCUGGGCUAAAUCGCACACGGGACCUCAAGAAGACCUGCAGCCAGAAUACCGAAAGGGUAGAAGGAAGGUCAAUACCUCAUCGGAGACCACAACAGAGACUUCAACUGCUUCAGCGCUACCUCCUCAGUACGAUCCAGAGGUUAUUGUCGUGGGGUCCGGGGUGCUUGGCUCUGCUUUGGCAGCGGUGCUGGCCAGGGAUGGCAGGAAAGUGACGGUAAUUGAGAGGGAUCUGAAAGAACCUGACAGGAUAGUUGGAGAACUCCUGCAGCCCGGAGGUUAUAACGCCCUGAGAGACCUGGGCCUGGAAGGGGUGGUCGAAGGGAUCGAUGCUCACACGGUCAACGGCUAUAUCGUUCACGACCUGGAAAGCCAGUCCGAGGUUGAAAUCCCUUACCCUCAAAGGUCGAAUGGCCGAGUGCAGAGCGGAAGAGCAUUCCAUCAUGGACGUUUCAUCAUGGGUCUCCGAAGGAUGGCCAUGGCUGAGCCCAACACAAAAUUCAUCGAAGGGACAGUGCUAAAGUUGCUCGAGGAAGAGGAAUGUGUGGUGGGAGUUUUGUACAGAGAGAAAGAAACUGGUGACACUAAGGAACUCCACGCUCCCCUUACAGUUGUUGCUGAUGGUCUCUUUUCUAAGUUUAGGAAGAAUCUUGUCUCCAACAAAGUUAAAGUCCCAUCCCAUUUUGUAGGUUGCAUUUUGAAGAAUGCACCUCAGUAUAAAGCCAACCAUGCUGAACUCGUUUUGGGAAAUCCUAGUCCGGUGCUGAUCUAUCAGAUUUCUUCCAGUGAAACUCGUGUCCUUGUUGACAUUCGAGGUGAAAUGCCAAAGAACCUUAAAGAAUACAUGAUCGAGGAAAUUUAUCCACAGUUGCCAGAACACAUACAAGAGCCAUUCCUCGUAGCUGUUCAGAACGAUCGACUGAGGGCCAUGCCGGCGAGCUUUUUGCCGCCUUCCCCUGUUAACAAAGCAGGAGUGCUUCUCCUGGGUGAUGCAUACAACAUGAGGCACCCUCUAACAGGCGGAGGGAUGAGCGUGAUUCUGAACGAUAUCAAGAUCUGGAGGAGUUUGCUGCAGGCCAUUCCAGACUUCUACGAGGACUCCGACGUUCUACAGGCAAAAAAGACCUUUUACUGGACCAGAAGAAAAAACCACUCUUUUGUUGUGAAUGUCCUCGCUCAGGCUCUUUAUGAAUUAUUUUCUGCACCAGACGAUUCUCUGCAUCAGUUAAGGCGAGCCUGCUUCCUUUAUUUCAAACUGGGUGGCAAGUGUGUUUCCGGUCCGGUUGGAUUACUGUCUGUCUUAUCACCGCAGCCAGUGGUCCUGAUUGGCCACUUCUUUGCCGUGGCACUCUACGCCGUCUAUUUCUGCUUCAAGUCGGAACCCUGGCUCACCAAACCGCGGGCGUUCUUCAGCAGCACCGCCGUGAUGUACCGAGCCUGCUCCGUAAUAUUUCCGCUCAUCUACUCGGAAAUAAAGUACGUCUGCUGAACUGAAAAGAGGCGGACCCUGCGGCCAGAGGAGAGCCUAAAGGGGGCUUCCCUUCAUCCCUCUUCACCUUGUGGAUAUGGAAUGGUUCAGCCCUCCCUUGUUCCAAACAAAUCCAGAACUCUGAGGACUUGGCUUUUUUUUGGUGAUAUGACGUGUAUCUUCCUCUGUAUAGACAGGCAAGCCUGAUCCUGGCCAACAGUUGGUACGAGAUCUCCCCUGCUCUGGUGGUUCCAGGUGUGUACACCUGGGUACGUGGUUAUACUUCCUCAGAAAGAAUAGAUGAAGACCAUCAGAAUGCACGGGAAAAAUGUGUUCCUUCCAGACCUUCUGGGAAUAAAUACCCAGAACAAAGAAUAGUUCAGUAGCCAUUCCUGAUGUGGAACCUGUUAAGCUUCUCCUCUUCCCCUGUCCCUCUGAUACCCUUUUAACUAUAUGUUAAGAGACACAUAUAGACACACACUGUGUCAAUUUCCCCUUCCUUCUAUGACAUACAUCACGUUGCCACCCCCUUCCUGCUCUGGCUGUACAUCACUGAACUGUUUAGUUGUAGGGAACAGAAGCAUGAAGCAUAACAAUGUGCCUACUUGUGGGAUAAGCUGUAUGACGCACACACGGAGUAGGGGGAACUCAAUGUAGGACUCCUGUGUUUGAUAGCAAUCCCAUUUUCCUUGUGACCUGUAGCCUUGCCUGGGGACGACAGUACUAGUGUAGAAGUGCUGCCAUCACAGGAGGUGGGAUGUCCAGGAGCCUUUGGUCUACUUAUCACCGAUGGCAGAAACCUCAGCCCGGGUUGGGGUUUUGUACGAUCAAGCCGUUCCCUUCAGCUAGAGAACUCGCUUGUUGAGGAAAUGGCUUGUCCAGAAUCACCUCCCUGGCUGUGGCAGCUUUAUAUGGGCAAGGAAAUUUUUUUUUUGUAUGGAGGAGGUUUCUGUUAUGUGAACUGUUCCCUCCCCCCC